AUGCAACUUGACCAUGGCGAUCGUCGACCUUCUCAGCGACUUCCUGUCAACCCUCGGCGCCACAAGGUAGCCCCCGAGCAUCGCAAACGAGUGGCCACGGCGUGCAAUAGCUGUAAUGUCCGCCGAAUUAAGUGCUCUGGAGAUCGCCCUUGCAGCCAAUGCGCCUCGACCUCCCGCGACUGUGUGUACCCGACAGUUGUAGAGAAGGUCUCCGUACCUCGAGCCGAGCUGGAUGACUUGCGAAAGAAGGUUGAAGUCUACGAGAAAGCCUUGCAAGAUGCGGUAGCUGAUCCGACGAGACGCCAAGAGCUUUUGCAUCACGCCGCCAGCCCCGAGUCCUCAUCCUCAACGAGCCCGUUCGCGAGUGCCAUUCAGUCGGCUAAUGGAGCGGCCAACACGACUCCCAGUCACCCAUCAGGAACCAACUCUAUCAAGACCGAACCCACCGAUGAUGACCAAGUUCUUAGUCCCGGCCGCUUGCUUCAAGAUGCCGAUGGCAUGGGCAGAUAUAUGGGGGAAACCUCGGGUGCCACCUUCUUGGAUCACCUCAAGGAGUUGAUGGGUGCAGCUCUACCCACCUCACCCCAAGAUCAUCCUGCCAGAGUUGACCAGAGUAACUUCUUGUCAAGCCUGGGGAACUACACCGUCGACGACCAGCGCCCGCUCAAUCAUGCAGUGAACCCUCUGUGGCUACCGCCUGACAGCACCAUAGCAGUCGUCUUAUCCGAGUUGCGACACUUCAUCCAGGACGGUGGUGGUCAGUGGCCGAGUGGUGGUAUCUACUGGUGGGGAGACUUGGGCACAGUUCCAAUUCGGGCUCCAGCCUCACCCUCGCCGGAGACAGAUCUGAGUGCGUAUCGACAUCUCGCUUUCUAUCAUGCUGCCCUCGCCGUUGCAUGCCAAAGCACCACGACGCAGCCACCACCAAGCUCGGAUUCCCACCCAUCUCUGAGUGAGCCUUAUUAUGCGCGGGCGGCUAUGCUCCUUGGCAAUCCCUUAGAGAUCAAGCGCCGUACCAUUGGUGAUGUCGCAUCUCUUGCCAUGAUGAGCUUCUAUCUUGUCGAGACAAACCGCCCAGAUGCAGCCUACAUGUAUGUUACUGCUGCCAUGCACAUUAGCAUCAUGCUCGGAGCGCACAGAGGUUGGGUUGACGAGCGAGGCAAGAGAGUUUUUUGGUCUGUCUACUGUCUUGACCGAUGGUUGAGCUGUCUCACUGGGCGACCUCCCACAAUUACGGAUGAGGCCAUCCAAUUGCCAUUGCCAGCAGACGAACCGUCGAUGCCUUCUGCCUCCGGGCUUAGGGCUCAUGUCGAGCUUUCUCGCAUAUCGGGCCAUGUUGUUGGCAACACUUAUCACUCAGCGAAGAUUGAAGCCGGAACUCGUCAACCAGACAACGCCAUUUGGAUGCUUGAACAAUGGCAGUCUGCCCUGCCACCGACCUUGCAGCUUACCGACGGAUUAAGUAAUGACCCAGCAAGUUGCUUGCUUCAUAUGAGAUACAACCAACUUCUCAUCGUGGCUAUUCGACCACUCUUUCUAUCUGCGGUCAAACGCGCAGUUGCUGAUCGUUUAAUGGCUCAAACUACAACAAUGGACAGUGUCCCACAGGUUGAGCAUCUCAAAUGCUGCAUUUCCGCCGCAUCACGUAACGCGGUACUCGCUCGACAUCUUUCGACAUUGAACGGCCACCGCAAGACUUUGCAUGCAGGGUUGCAUUUUAUUUUCCAUGCUGCUGUCUGCCUUAUUCUUCGGCCCUUAGUUUUCAGAGAGCAAUCUACACAAGAGGAUGCCAUUGCCGCUAUGAACGACGUCGAUUACGCCAUCGAGAAGAUGCUGGAAGCUGCCUCCAAGGGCAACACAGAUGGUCAACGCUGUGCCGAAACGCUUCAAGAGCUUCGCAAUUUGGUGGAAAGACUGACCGCACCCGUGGGCCGUGAUCCAAUGCUUGGCAUGGCGUCUUCAUCGGCGCCACCCAUAGCACCACACCUUGGUUCACAAGAUCUUCCGCCGCCUCCCAUGCCAAUAGGGGACGAUCCCGUGCUCUACGACGAAUUAGUGACGUGGAUGGGCGACGAUUGGCCAAUUUACAACAAUUAUGUGAAUGAAUAA
Messenger RNA from Pochonia chlamydosporia 170, 2109 nucleotides. Its product is annotated as fungal specific transcription factor domain-containing protein. Bases 1 to 2109 code for a protein of 702 amino acids. Gene Ontology annotation, biological process: positive regulation of transcription from RNA polymerase II promoter by galactose; DNA-templated transcription. The record is from RefSeq and is a predicted model, not a curated record. The transcript is spliced from 3 exons. Gene Ontology annotation, cellular component: nucleus. Gene Ontology annotation, molecular function: RNA polymerase II cis-regulatory region sequence-specific DNA binding; zinc ion binding; DNA-binding transcription factor activity, RNA polymerase II-specific. Lineage: Eukaryota; Fungi; Ascomycota; Sordariomycetes; Hypocreales; Clavicipitaceae.